Molecule: messenger RNA, 525 nt
Organism: Oncorhynchus gorbuscha (pink salmon)
Lineage: Eukaryota; Metazoa; Chordata; Actinopteri; Salmoniformes; Salmonidae
Product: heterogeneous nuclear ribonucleoprotein M-like
Exons: 3
Coding region: 1-525 (174 amino acids)
Source: RefSeq, a predicted model, not a curated record
AUGAUGAUGGUGACGAUAGUGAGGCUAGGAGUGGAGAGGCUAGGAGUGGUGAGGCUAGGAGUGGUGAGGCUAGGAGUGGAGAGGCUAGGAGUGGUGAGGUUAGGAGUGGAGAGGCUAGGAGUGGUGAGGCUAGGAGUGGAGAGGCUAGGAGUGGUGAGGCUAGGAGUGGAGAGGCUAGGAGUGGAGAGGCUAGGAGUGGAGAGGCUAGGAGUGGGAGUGAGGCUAGGAGUGGAGAGGCUAGGAGUGGAGAGGCUAGGAGUGGGGAGGCUAGGAGUGGGAGUGGAGAGGCUAGGAGUGGAGAGGCUAGGAGUGGUGAGGCUAGGAGUGGAGAGGCUAGGAGUGGAGAGGUUAGGAGUGGUGAGGCUAGGAGUGGAGAGGUUAGGAGUGGAGAGGCUAGGAGUGGAGAGGCUAGGAGUGGAGAGGUUAGGAGUGGUGAGGCUAGGAGUGGAGAGGUUAGGAGUGGAGAGGCUAGGAGUGGAGAGGCUAGGAGUGGUGAGGCUAGGAGACACCUAUAGGGUCAUCUAG